CAAUGGUGUGCUGUAAACGCGGGGAUGUAAUUGUUUGGAUUUGGGUAGAAGGGCAGUUUAUUUCCUGAUAGUGUUUUGCUAUCUAUGUUAUUAAUCUACUGUUUGCUAGGUAGGUAAUAUUACAUUUUCUUAGCUAUCAGCGUCCAGAUGUUUUACUAGGUUUUGUGAAACCAUAGAGUCCGCUGUAACGUUAGACAUGGGGGAGCCCAAGACGCCCAAAUUUGGGUCCAUAGAAGAAGAGCUGAGUUUCUGGAAGGAGCAGUCAGACAAACACCAGCAAAGGGCUGAGGAGGCACAGGAGGAGUUGCAGGAGUUCCAGCAAAUGAGUAGGGACUAUGAGGCGGAGCUGGAGACUGAGCUGAAGCAGUGUGAAGCACGGAACAGAGAACUACUGUCCAACAACAACCGGUUACGCAUGGAACUGGAGAACAUCCAGGAGAAGUACGAGGCGCAGCACUCUGAAGCGUUUAGGCAGAUCUCAUUGUUGGAGGGAGACCUGGAAGAGACCACAGCGGUCAAGGACCAACUCCAGAAGUACAUCAGAGAGCUGGAGCAGUCCAACGACGACCUGGAGAGGGCCAAGAGGGCGACCAUCAUGUCCCUGGAGGACUUUGAGCAGAGGAUGAACCACGUGAUCGAGAGGAACGCCUUCCUGGAGAGUGAGCUGGACGAAAAGGAAAACCUUCUGGAGUCUGUCCAGAGACUAAAGGAUGAGGCCAGAGAUUUACGACAGGAGCUAGCUGUACAGCAGGUCCAGGAGCGACGCCCCCCCAGUAGCCUCUCUAAAGAGAAAGACAGGACCGAAUCAUCGUCACGCUCCACCAUACUGACAACCCCCUCCAAACCACUUGGUACAUUCCCAGCAACCCCAGCCUCAAGCAUUCGUCGAGGGGAUAACCUAACAGGAACUCCCCUGAGUACGUCGGCUCGCAUAUCUGCACUCAACAUCGUCGGGGAGCUCCUAAGAAAAGUUGGGAACCUGGAGUCCAAGUUGGCAUCUUGUCGAGACUUCGUAUACGACACGCCGCCGAAAAGACCGGCUCUUCCGUCGUGUCCCGGUACCCCCUCUGCUAUAGAGGGAGGCACAGAGAUCCAGGCCUGCAGCAUGAGCCCUCCACACUACGACAGUUUGGUGAAGCGGUUAGAGUUUGGACCUGCGCCUCCUCGGGGGAUCUCCUCCCACGGCUCCCAGUCACCAUCAGGGGGAGUCAAGAUCCUGCUAUGAAACGAGGGCCUCCCCUGUCCCCCUCCCCACACCAGACUGUACUACCCAUCAGUAGGGCUUUAAAUUGUCCCCCUCUCACUACACUACCAGCUGAACAUCCUCCCCCCUCAGACUAUGAACCAGGAAGCCGCUCCCAACUUAUUUGCUGCAUGGACUCUGCUGAGAAGAACCUGAGUCAUGAUGCUACGCUACAGUUUUAUUUUAUUAAUGAAUAAUAGAAGUGAGGAUUCCUUGACCCCGCUGCAUGUCCUCCUGCUGAUCCCUUGACCCCUGAACCCAAGUCCUGCAAUGACAACCCCAACCCUGCUACUAACCCCCCCCCCCUUAUCCUUCUUGUACCCAUGUUCUGAUUGGAUUCUUGGUGUGCCAACUGUAGCAGAAAAGUGAAGUUGGUCAAUAGUUGGUGCUGUUAGCCUUUAGCAUUGCUGCCUUUUAUCAAUGUCACCACCACAUGUACGUUUUGCCUAGUCAUGAUUCCUUUCUGUAUGUCUAACUCUGUCCGUUCGUAGCUAAGCCACAUGUGCUUAGAGGCUAUACGUGUAAAGUGUCGGAGAUGGUAAGUUAGGCUAGCUUUACCUUUUGGAGAACGUGUAUUAUUCCUUUCUUCGUGCUGGGUUGUCAUUGUCUGUAAAAGCUAAGGAUGGUCUGAAGUUUGGGUACUACUACUUUACAGGUCAAUGUUUGAGUUAAAAGCAAUGGUUUAUUAAUGUACGAAGAUACUUUCUUUUAAAGGUCUUCUACCUGGUAACUUGAAAAAGUAUUAUCUGUGAGAAAUGCAGACUAGCUAGCCUAUACCCUGUCAUGCAUUUGCAGAAUGUUUUAUAAGGUAGGCAAGAUAUGUAUCAGAGAAAGUACAUUGAGUUAACUUCUGAAAAUCUCAAAUGUAGUCUAGGUCUUUGGCAAAAAAAAAAAUUGUUGCCAUUUCUUCAGUGUUUUAAGUUUGAGACUUUUUUUGAGUUAGAGUUAGGGGGUACCACUGCACUGCAUAGAAUCUAUAUUAGAUCUUUCCAAUAGGAAGUGGCCUAAAGACAGCAUUGGUUCAGUUUGAGCAGGUCAGUCGACCCAGAAUUCCUGUCAAAAGACUAAUCUUAUAUCAGAUCAGGGAGCUAUCAAAGAUGACAAGAUGGCAAUAGAUGACUAGAGUUCGAUUUUACAGAAUAGGGUUUUGAGAAAGCACAGUUCAUACUAUAUUUCCAAAACCAUUAUGGAUGAUGCCUUGGUUACACUGUUAAUGCUGGACAUGUGAAUUCUUUACGCACUGUUUAAAAGAGAAUGUUUUAGCCUUGUCUUUCCAAUGAGGAGCAAUAGUCCAAUAUCAAGGACAUAUGACACUAGGGCAUGUUACUACUCAAUGACGUUUGUACUUACUAACAAUGUGUAUAUAUCGGUUCCAUCCAUAUGUGCUUUAUCCAAUUCCCCUGUCAUGUUCGUGAUAGAGUUGGUUAGAACACACAGAUUUGAGACCAGGAUAAUAUGUCUACAAAACUCUGUUACAGCAGCUGUUGUGUAUGAACUAAGGACCAGGAAGUACAGUUUGUAGAGCUUCUUUUACAACUGUACAUGCAACCGUUUGUGGGUGUUACUAACUUCUGUCUGGAUUUACAUUGAAAUGUAUGCACCCGAGGUGCUCAACCUUUUGACCUGUUGGUUUGCAAUCCUUUUUGUAUCAAAAUGAACACAUAAAAUGAACAUUCUAAACAUG
This is a messenger RNA of Oncorhynchus tshawytscha (Chinook salmon), 2927 nucleotides long. Its product is annotated as nuclear distribution protein nudE homolog 1. Lineage: Eukaryota; Metazoa; Chordata; Actinopteri; Salmoniformes; Salmonidae. Bases 197 to 1225 code for a protein of 342 amino acids. Gene Ontology annotation, biological process: microtubule nucleation; centrosome localization; vesicle transport along microtubule. Gene Ontology annotation, molecular function: microtubule binding. The record is from RefSeq and is a predicted model, not a curated record. The transcript has 9 exons. Gene Ontology annotation, cellular component: centrosome; kinetochore; kinesin complex.